GAUUGUUGUUGCUGUGAUUUCAGAUUCUCUCCAACGUUAUCUAUUUCGAUUAGCUCAAGCCUCAAGGUGAAGCUUGAAGCCCAUCAAUGGCGGAUGGGUAGCUUCUGGUCUCCUUGAAGAUGAAUCGGAUUUCAGCUAUUUCUACUCUUGUCACUCCUCUCCCUCUUCUUCCGUCGUGCUCCUUUGUUCCGACACGACGGUGUUAUCCUCGCAGAGCUACUCCUUAUUCCAGGCGAAUCAAUCUCAAGCCUCUCACUUCUCGCAUUGUUCUCCUCACGCGCCGUCGUCAGCUUGGUCAGAUCGUGGAGGAGGUAGAAGCCGCUAAGAAACGGUAUGGGAGGCUCAACACAAUUGUGAUGAACUCAGUUCUCGAAGCUUGCGUUCACUGUGGAAAUAUUGAUUUGGCUCUUCGGAUGUUCCAUGAGAUGGCGGAACCUGGUGGAAUUGGAGUCGACUCUAUUAGUUACGCUACUAUCUUGAAGGGAUUGGGUAAGGCUCGGAGGAUUGAUGAAGCGUUCCAAAUGCUGGAGACUAUAGAGUAUGGAACUGCUGCUGGGACUCCCAAAUUGUCAUCAUCUCUUAUCUAUGGUCUGCUUGACGCUCUUAUCAAUGCUGGAGAUUUACGUCGUGCCAAUGGUCUGCUUGCACGAUAUGAUAUUUUGCUUCUAGAUCAUGGUACUCCGUCAGUUCUUAUCUAUAACUUGCUGAUGAAGGGCUAUGUCAACUCAGAAUCUCCGCAAGCUGCAAUAAAUUUGCUGGAUGAAAUGUUACGCCUUAGAUUGGAGCCAGAUAGGUUGACCUACAAUACUUUGAUCCAUGCCUGCAUUAAGUGUGGCGACUUGGAUGCGGCUAUGAAGUUUUUCAAUGAUAUGAAGGAGAAAGCAGAGGAAUAUUACGACGAUUUUCUUCAGCCAGAUGUUGUAACCUACACCACUUUGGUGAAGGGGUUUGGGGAUGCAACGGAUCUGUUAUCACUGCAGGAAAUUUUUUUGGAAAUGAAAUUGUGUGAGAACGUGUUCAUUGACCGAACUGCAUUUACAGCAGUAGUUGAUGCCAUGCUGAAGUGUGGUUCAACAAGCGGGGCCCUUUGUGUAUUUGGUGAGAUAUUGAAGAGAAGUGGAGCUAAUGAAGUCUUGCGACCAAAGCCUCACUUGUACCUGUCUAUGAUGCGUGCGUUUGCUGUCCAAGGGGAUUAUGGAAUGGUUAGAAAUCUGUAUCUUCGCUUAUGGCCGGAUUCUUCAGGAUCAAUCUCCAAGGCGGUUCAACAAGAAGCUGAUAAUCUCCUGAUGGAAGCAGCUCUCAAUGAUGGCCAGCUCGAUGAGGCCCUAGGGAUUCUUUUAAGUAUCGUGAGAAGGUGGAAGACAAUACCUUGGACGACUAGUGGAGGCAUGGCUGCUGUCCGCCUAGAAACAUUGUUGGGGUUUUCCAAGUCUAUAUUGCGUCCACAUCUACUUAGUAAGGUGAUACCAAGUGAACCAAUAGAAAGCAUUAUGAUUCGAUUUGAAGCCACUCGGCCACUGCUAGGCACUCUGCAGUUGAAGAAUGUGGCCAUGCGGUUUUUCAAGGAGCAAGUUGUACCAAUUGUAGACGACAGGGGAAGCUGCAUAGGCCUUUUGCAUCGGGAGGAUUGCAAUAACCUUGAUGCGCCAUUGGUCUCAAUGAUGAGAAGCCCGCCCACAUGUGUGAGUACAACAACAUCGAUUGGUCGUGUGGUAGAUCUAGUUUUGGAAAAGAAGCUUAAGAUGGUUAUAGUUGUUCACUGCGGGAAUUUUAGUGGGAGCGGUUAUAGCUCAAAGGCAGUAGGAGCUUUUACAAGAGCACAAUUGUAUCGGCUAUUUGAAUCAGAACAAAAGCUGCUUUAGUGAAUCCUAUGCUGUUGGAGAUUCCUUCUUCCCUUGCACCCCUUCCUUCUUUGUUCCUUCCUCUGCUUCAUUCAUAUCCGUAGUAGUAGCAACUGUCUCGCUAUUUUCCUCAUCAUCAACUUUCUUGCUAUCAAACUCCUCAUAGAUCUCAAUCUUCUUGCUAUCGACCAACACUUCUCGUCUCUUCUGCCUAAACCCGCGGAACAAAUCACUCGUCUCAUCCAAAACCGAAACAUACUCAGGCUGGUGGCUCUCAAAGUUAUACUCCUCAAUGAUCUUCAACUCUUUUGCCUCAGCUUCUUCUCUCUGUCUAUCGAGAUUCUUAAGCUCUUCUCUUAAUAGCCGAACCGCGUUGUUUUGCAUAUACUCCCAUUGUUUCACGAGGUUGGUUAGUUGAGAGGAGCCUUGCUGAGUCAAACUCAAUAGUUCUGGUAACCGUGUCAAAUCUGCAAUGGUCGGUUUCUCUUCGAUUGUGACUUCUUUCAACAUGUCUAAAUCUAUAGCAGGUUUCUCGACGUUGAACUGUUUGUCAGCUUCAGGUCCAACAUUUUCG
Molecule: messenger RNA, 2415 nt
Organism: Arabidopsis thaliana (thale cress)
Lineage: Eukaryota; Viridiplantae; Streptophyta; Magnoliopsida; Brassicales; Brassicaceae
Product: pentatricopeptide (PPR) repeat-containing protein / CBS domain-containing protein
Exons: 13
Coding region: 120-1862 (580 amino acids)
Source: RefSeq, marked reviewed